Molecule: messenger RNA, 604 nt
Organism: Polistes dominula (European paper wasp)
Lineage: Eukaryota; Metazoa; Arthropoda; Insecta; Hymenoptera; Vespidae
Gene: Tim10
Product: translocase of inner membrane 10
Biological process (GO): protein insertion into mitochondrial inner membrane
Cellular component (GO): mitochondrial inner membrane
Source: RefSeq, a predicted model, not a curated record
UAAUACUUAAUAAUAUCGAAUUUAUUCUAAUUGAGUAAAAACAAAAUAAAACAAAAAAAAAGAAAGAACAAAAUGGCAGCUCUACCGCAUUUAGAUGAAGAAAAACUCAAAAUGGUUCAAGAUUUGGAAUUAGAAAUGAUGUCUGACAUGUAUAAUCGUAUGUUAUCGGCUUGUCAUAGAAAAUGUAUCCCACCAAAAUAUAGUGAAGCAGAAUUGGGAAAAGGAGAAUCAAUAUGUUUAGAUCGUUGUGUAGCUAAAUAUUUAGACGUUCAUGAACGUGUAGGAAAGAAACUUACACAAAUGUCUAUGCAAGAAGAUAAUUUUAUGAAAAAUAAAGUCAACUAACAACCAAAGAAAGAAAAGUUAAAUUAUCCAUCAUGUAUUUUUUAUUUGCUGAAUGAUAAUGGUGCUAAAAUUCAUUGAAAUCAUUUCUUUCUUACUGACAUUACUUAUUCGAAUAGAAGUGAACAGUGAGUUGUCAUAUUGUAACAUUAUCGUUGUUGCAAAGCAUUCAAUUAUGGUAGUUCAUGCGUAAUAAUAUAAUGACAAAUAAAGUACAACUUUGUAUUUAAUUAUCAAAUUGUUAAUAAAGUUAUACUUUAGA